Messenger RNA from Desarmillaria tabescens, 1547 nucleotides. RefSeq lists its product as uncharacterized. The record is from RefSeq and is a predicted model, not a curated record. Lineage: Eukaryota; Fungi; Basidiomycota; Agaricomycetes; Agaricales; Physalacriaceae. The transcript is spliced from 3 exons. Bases 276 to 1391 code for a protein of 371 amino acids.
UGGGAUAAUUUGACAAGGUUUCUCUCUGACACGUAGCACGGCUUAAACUUGUAAUUCGCGGAAGCUGCCACAAAUGCGACGGAGAUUGCAUACAUGUCCAUGUUGGAAGGGCCCAGUCGCGAUAAAUGCGGUGUAUCUGUUGUGCGAUGCGCCUUAAGUGUGGGCUUUCAUAGACCUUGAUCCUGACGUCGACGAUCGAGGACGACUCGAAAGGUGUUUGCCCCUAAAAUACUUAUGUAACCGAGGACUCAGUGAUUGAGACCUUGCGCCCCUCCAUGCCUACUCCAGAGCAGGAAUUCGUACGCCUUCACGUCCAACCUUUUCAUGGUCGAGAUGACACUCCAGCUUCAGCCGCCUGGAUCCCUUGUCUCGAAAUACCCCUUCAUCGACUAUCCGAGUUCUCUUUAAAGCCCUACAGAUGGUUAUGUUACGCCGGCUACUGCAUCAUGGGCGCAGAGGGCAGCCUCUCGUUCGACCCGGAUUCUACGGAAUUCGAUUACGAUGCGCCUCUCCGUCCUUGCGACCUCUAUUACCACGCCCACGGUCCAAUAUUUCCUAUCGAUCCAGAUCUCGAAAACGCUAGUAAAACAAGCUAUUCAACCGGCCUUUCUGAUUCAUCCCCUCUCAAAACUUUGAUUCUCGAGCGUGAUGAAUCUUGUGUUGCCACGAAUAUAGAUGCUUCGUAUUGCCGUGCUGCUCAUUUAAUCGUGCAGAGCCAAGGUAGUCAGUACAUCAGAAUGUACACGGAGGGACGAAGCGGGGGAAAAGACGAGGACGUCAUUGAUGAUAUCGAUGAUCCACGAAACGGGCUGCUCGUCAAUGUGCUAUUACACGGGGUCCUUGGCCAGCGCGCUGCCAUUCUUCCGACCCCAAAUUUUAUAAUGAAGACAACACAUGUGGUUGACACUGAGACUACACCAGAUGCUCCUCGCUGGACGUUGCAUUUCUUUGUGGAACCUAAUACUCCCGGGACUCCAUAUGAAGCUAUCCCACCUGGUGGGGCCCUCCGCGUACCUCCUGAUGGUGAGCGUGAUACUUGGCCACCUCAAUGUCUGUUCGCAGCAGUCUACGCCUCGGCGCUGCUCACAACAUGGCCUGCGAAAGAUUUCUUGAAGCAGGUGAGAUCGUACUGGUCAAGUUCAUUCUAUCCGGGCGCGGAGCAGAGUCGCGAGGAGGCUGCGGAGCGUAAAGCGAGGGUUUAUUCUGAGAAGAGAGCGAGGCGGGACGGCGAGAUGGAUACAUUUGAUAUGCUUUUGAUAGUUUCACAGGCCCGUGCUCGCAAGGCCUUGGCAGCCAUGGACCGGGACCCUGUAUCUCAGCAAGAGUCUGCUCAAAAGGCGAAUGAUGAUGCACGAGGGAAGGUGCUUCCUUGGCUUCAAGGCAUUGAUUAGGUAGUGAUGAAAUAUUUGUACUGUAUUUCUGAUAAGUAUCUUUGACUGCUGUUUCGCGCUUAAAAAUAAUCUCGGCCUUUUCCUUCCAACAACACUUGGUAUCUUCGAUGUGUCUUUGACUACAAAUUUCCGUCAUCUUUAUGGAGCUUCCAACGA